UUGAGUAAAGUCAUAGCAGAUAAAGUACAUCUUAAUAUUAUAGUUGCCACUGCUCGCUGAAAACAUGCAAUCGCAACUCACAGAAAGAUCUCAGAGAAUUCUUCUGACAUAUGUUGCUUUGAAUAUUCUAAAUGCUCAAAUCACUUACAGUGCAAAAGGAACUGUACAAGAGGUUCACAUUGAUUCCAAAUUUGAAUGCAAAGCGUCGCAUCGAUUGAGCAUGAAAGCUUCAAGUGAGAUCCAGUGCGUCCAAAGAUGUGCAAAAAAUGAAAAAUGCGAGCUAUUGAAUUACAAUUAUCAAUGGAAGGAGAAAGGAAUUGAAGAAAAUUGCGAGAUUUACAUGCUUUCAAGGUAUGACAGUUCUUGCAAAACAGCACCGAAUAUGAAGGGAUGGAAAGCUGCUAUCUAUAAUGACACAGAACGCUGUCGAUAUCUCAAGUUCAACUUUUGCUUUCCAUGCAACUGCAAAGAAAGACGUUGUGCAAAAGGAAGAGCGUCAAACUGCACAUGUUUUGAACAUAGUCCAGUUUUCCCUGAGAUAUUUAUUUCGUUUGAAAAUGUACUUACCAACAAGACCGUAGCAUACGAGAGAGGGGCAGAUAAGCAAGGAAAUUCAACUGUCACGCUGAAAGGAAGUGCCAGUAUAGGACCAUCAAAGGGAAGGAUUGGCAAUGCUCUUCGUAUGGUUGGCAUCGAUCCUGGAGCUGUAAUUGGAGAAUUUAAAAAUCAUCCUUUAAACAACCCCAAGGGAAAAACAUUCACUUUUGCUUUUUGGAUUAAAGUUACAUCCGCCUCAAAUUCUUCUCAAAUUGUGGUUCGUUCCGGCAAGAAUGGCACUAAUAGUGACACUGGAUUUGCUGUGAGGCUGCACAACUAUGCCAGAGUUGUUAAAGUUAGAUGCAUAGAUGCUGGAAAAGUUGUGCUUCUGCAUCAGGACAUUGGAGAUACUUUAGCAAAGUGGACGCACAUUGCGAUAACAAAGCAUCAGGAUCAAUGGCUCAGCUUGUAUGUAAAUGGUAUUCAUGCAAAUAACGCUACCCAAGAGGUAACAAGCAGAAAAUCAUCGGCAACAGGAUACACAAAGUUGGCGUUUGGAGUGGAGAAACAGUGUUUCACUUUGAAUGGUGAACACUGCGGUUUGUACAUCGACGACGUUGCUUAUUGGUCAGUUGUUUUGUCAGAUGCAGAAAUCAAGCACGUUAUGAAAGAAGAUUUUGCGAGCUGUUUAGUAUAAGAAGAGUCAAGUAAGAAGAGGCUAUGUUUCUGCACACAAUUAUUGACGAUGGAUGUAACAGCGACUAUUUUCGAUUAGAAAAAUACAUUGUUGCAUGAACAAAUGAAUUUACCCAUAGUUUUUGGACAUUGUACCUCUUAUAUAUAGUAUUUUAUUAUCUUCUCACAGUCGUAUAAUUUUUAAGUUUUCUGCAGUCAAAUCAGGGGCAAGCGGUAAACGCGGGAGGGGGCAGGUUGUGCAGUACCCAUUGCUAGAAAAGUUUCAAGAUAUUUGAGCAGCCAAUGCUAACAAUGCAAGUGAAAAUGACUUUACAAAAUAUGUAAAAUAAUUAUAAAAAGUUAUCAUAGAAUGCAUUGAAAAAUGGCGUUUAAACAGGUGCUAAUACAGGUUUAGAAAAUACGUUUUCAAAUAUGAGGAUAUGAUAACUAAAUCUUCAAAUUUAUUGAUCAGUUAGAGAAAUUUAAUAUUCAGAUAUACGGAAAAGCUCUGUUAAUUGGAUUUAUGGCCAAAUGACUCAAAGGCAGACUCAGAGAGAUAAGAAAAAAACCAAGAAAUUUUAUGAGGACAUCUUCUUUAGCUGUAUAAUGUAAAAGUCGUUAAGACUUGUUUAAGCAAUGUUUGCAUAUUUUACGAAAACAAUUUUUUCCAUUUUAAAUUUCUCAAUAUAACUUGAAUAUCACUACAGAUAUAACAAGCAAACUGUUGUUAAAAUGAUAAACAAAUAUCUUAACCAAGGUAUGAUAUCGCACUUUUCUGUAAAAAGAAAAUAUCUUACAUAUGCUGGAUAUUUCAUGGAAUACGUUAAUUUGUUUAAAUGUAAAGAAACUAUCAAAUUCUAUGAUUUAUAGCAUUACAGUUGAUGCUUCUUGUUAUUUUCAAUUA
Messenger RNA from Rhopilema esculentum, 2116 nucleotides. RefSeq lists its product as uncharacterized. The record is from RefSeq and is a predicted model, not a curated record. NCBI's taxonomy places the organism in Eukaryota, Metazoa, Cnidaria, Scyphozoa, Rhizostomeae, Rhizostomatidae.